CCCCUUCAACAGCAGAACCCGCAUCCUUGGCAGGCAUGGGUUGACGAGGGUGAGGGUGUGUCAGAAGCUCGUUCGUACAUGCUACAGCAGCAAGGCUGGAUGCACGGCUCACUGGGGCCGGGAAAGCCCCGCAAGCAUGGCGGUGACGUGGGAGGAGCCAACGAGUCAGGGCGGCCGGGGUGUCAUCAUGGACCCAGCUUGGAGACGGCGGGCCGGCGAAGCCAUGCGGCCGAUCCUGGGGCGCAGGACAGGCUUCACGACAACGGUCGUACGACUUCAGAGCAGCUGCCGCCGGCGCCGGGCGGGCUAGGUGGAAAGGCGCCCCAUGUUGGGUCUGUUGGCUCCUUUGGCCCUGGAGGCGACCUGGAGGAGGCUGGAGUGAUGGCUGCUGCGGUGGAGCACGUGGACAGCGAGGGCGGCAUGGAUCAAGGAGAUGGAGAGGGAGACGGCGAUGGCGAUGGAUUUUGUGAAGAGGGCGAUGGCGGCUGCGACGCCGACGUCAACGACGACUGGUGGGGCAACCCGGACGAGCUGAGGGAUCACCCAGUUGACGCGUGUCCAGAAGCGGCAGCGGCAGGCGUGUGGGCCCAACAAGCGACCGACCAAUCCGCGGGCGUUGGGGCACUGGAGGCAUUUUUACGCCAGGUUCAGCGAGGUGGGGAGCUGCAAGCGCAACGAGCCGGC
Messenger RNA from Astrephomene gubernaculifera, 684 nucleotides. The record is from the annotation of a GenBank genome assembly. NCBI's taxonomy places the organism in Eukaryota, Viridiplantae, Chlorophyta, Chlorophyceae, Chlamydomonadales, Astrephomenaceae.